Messenger RNA from Medicago truncatula (barrel medic), 1039 nucleotides. RefSeq names its product calcium-binding protein 39. The coding region runs from base 5 to 1039 and encodes 344 amino acids. Gene Ontology annotation, molecular function: protein serine/threonine kinase activator activity. Gene Ontology annotation, biological process: intracellular signal transduction. The record is from RefSeq and is a predicted model, not a curated record. The transcript has a single exon. NCBI's taxonomy places the organism in Eukaryota, Viridiplantae, Streptophyta, Magnoliopsida, Fabales, Fabaceae.
UAUCAUGUCGUUCUCCUUCUAUACAACGGCGCAGGAAGUGGUAGAGUCUUUGAAAGAGAGUCUCAUGGCACUGAAUCCCAAAACUCAUGUUGAAGAUAAAGCCCUUAAGAAAGCUUUAGAGAAAGUUGAAAAGAAUUUUGGAACAAUGAGAACUAUGCUUUCUGAAAAUGGAAUAUAUUCAGAAUCGCUGAAUUUAGAUCGAGUUUCACAGUUUGUCGAAGAAAUAUGCAAGGCGGAUGUUCUUACUCUUGUAAUUCAAAAGCUGCCUAUACUUGGAUGGCAAGCUAGAAAGGAUUUAGUACACUGUUGGUCAAUAUUUUUUAAACAAAAGGUCGUUGACACCAACGAUUAUUCGUGCGUGGAAUACAUCGAACAACACAUUGAAUUACUAGACUUUCUUCUUGUUUGCUAUGAUAAGAAUGGAACUGCGCCGAGCUCUGGCAUAAUGUUGCGGGAAUGCAUCAAAUUUCCUAAUCUUGCAAAAGGCUUAUUGGAAUCUCCAAGAUUUGGGCUGUUCUUUAAAUAUGUAGAUUUGCCUAACUUCGAUGUAGCAUAUGAUGCAUUUUCUACAUUAAAGGAACUUCUCACUAAACAUGUUAAUGUGGUCUCUGAGUAUUUGAAAACUCACUGUGAUGUGUUCUUUGAUCUAUACAAUGAGAAUCUCUUGAAGUCUCCUAAUUAUGCCACAAGGAGAGGGUCUAUAAAUCUUCUCUUGGAUAUUCUUUUGGAAACUUCAAAAGAAACUUCUGAUGCUCGGAUAAUGAAGCGAUACAUCUCACAAGUUCGUUAUUUGAAAGUUGUGAUGACAUUGUUGACAGAUUCAAGUAAAAAAAUUCAGUUAUCAGCUUUCGACAUUUUCAAGUUUUUCGUUGCGAAUCCUAAUAAGCCUCGAGAAGUGAAAAUUAUUCUAUGCAAGAAUAAGGAAAAACUGUUAGAAUUGCUUCAUAAAUUAUCUCUGGUAAAAGAUUCAAAAGAAGAUGAGCAAUUUAAGGAGGAAAAGGAGUAUAUCAUCAAAGAAAUUGAAAGAAUAUCAAUCUAA